This is a messenger RNA of Fukomys damarensis (Damara mole-rat), 2839 nucleotides long. It is a transcript of the gene Cfb, whose product is annotated as complement factor B. Gene Ontology annotation, cellular component: extracellular region. NCBI's taxonomy places the organism in Eukaryota, Metazoa, Chordata, Mammalia, Rodentia, Bathyergidae. Gene Ontology annotation, molecular function: serine-type endopeptidase activity. Gene Ontology annotation, biological process: proteolysis; complement activation. The transcript is spliced from 18 exons. The record is from RefSeq and is a predicted model, not a curated record. Bases 368 to 2662 code for a protein of 764 amino acids.
GCCCUGUCGCUCGGUCCCAGGGAGUGGGGGCCGUUUCUGGGUGGUCUCGGCUGGCCAGGACGAUCUGGGGGCUGCCAGAGGCUGACGGGGGAGCCCCAGGCCUCAGCAGAAGAGGGUGGGGCCCGGAUAGUUUCUGUUUCUUAGGUUGGCAGCUCCGUGGGGCCCUCCUGCUUGGAGAUUCCGAGAACGUGGUGUGUGGAGGGCAGGCAGGGCCAGCUCAGGUGCCAGAACAUUGCAUAAAAGGCUGGGGCGGGUGGGGAGGGAGAAGGCCAAGCCGGGUGUGCAGCUGAGCCAAGCAGGCGCACAGAGUGAACCUGGAGAAACGUUCCCGACCCUGGCCCCGGCGUCUCUCCUGCCUUCCGUGGCCAUGGGGCGCAGCCUCAGCCGCUGGCUCUGCCUGGUGCCCUUGGUCUUGGGGUUCUGGCCUGGAGGUGUGAGCACAGCCCCACCGCCCGAGGCUCUGCCCCAGAGCCCCUGCUCCCUGGAGGGUGUAGAGAUCAAAGGCGGCUCCUUCCGACUUCUCAGAGAGGGCCAGGCCCUGGAGUACACGUGUCCCUCGGGGUUCUACCCCUACCCUGUGCAGACUCGAGCCUGCAGGCCCUCAGGAUCCUGGAGUGCCCUGAAGACUCAAGACCAGAAGGUCGUCAGGAAGGCGGAGUGCAGAGCAAUCCGCUGCCCAAGACCCCAGGAGUUUGAGAAUGGGGACUACUGGCCCCGGUCUGCCUACUACAAUGUGAGUGACCAGAUCUCUUUCCGCUGCUACCAUGGGUACACUCUCCGGGGCUCUGCCAACCGCACCUGCCAAGGCAACGGCCGGUGGGACGGGCAGACGGCCAUCUGUGAUGACGGAGCGGCGUACUGCCCCAACCCUGGCACCCCCAUCGGCACCAGGAAGGUGGGCAGCCAGUACCGCCUCGAAGACACCGUCACCUACUACUGCAGCAGGGGGCUCACGCUGCGCGGCUCCGAGCAGCGAAGAUGCCAGGAAGGCGGCUCUUGGAGCGGCACGGAGCCGUCCUGCCAAGACUCCUUCAUGUACGACAGCCCUCAGGAGGUGGCUGAAGCCUUCCUGUCUUCCCUGACAGAGACCAUAGAAGGGGUGGACGCCGAGGAUGGGCACAGCCCAGGGGAGCAACAGAAGCGGAAGAUCGUCCUGGACCCCUCCGGCUCCAUGAACAUCUACCUGGUACUGGAUGGGUCGGACAGCAUCGGCGCCAGCAACUUCACAGGGGCCAAGCGGUGCCUGGCCAACCUGAUCGAGAAGGUGGCGAGUUACGGAGUGAGACCAAGGUACGGCCUGGUGACGUAUGCCACAGAGCCCAAAGUCUUGGUCCGCGUGUCACAAGACAAGAGCAGCGACGCAGCCUGGGUCACAGAGCAGCUCAGUCGAGUCAGCUAUGAAGACCACAAGUUGAAGACCGGCACGAACACCAAGAGGGCCCUGCAGGCGGUGUACAGCAUGAUGGCCUGGGAAGGGGACACGCCCCCCGAGGGCUGGAACCGCACCCGCCACGUCAUCAUCAUCAUGACAGACGGCCUGUACAACAUGGGCGGGGACCCAGUCACCGUCAUCCACGACAUCCGGGACUUGCUGGACAUUGGCAGGGACCGCAAGAACCUGCGGGAGGAUUAUCUGGACGUGUACGUGUUUGGGGUUGGGCCCCUGGUGGACCACGUGAACAUCAAUGCUCUGGCCUCCAAGAAGGACAAUGAGAAACAUGUGUUCAAAGUCAAGGACAUGGAAAACCUGGAGGAUGUUUUCUUCCAAAUGAUCGACGAGAGCCAGUCCCUGGGGCUCUGCGGCAUGGUCUGGGCGCACAGCAAGGGGACGGACUACCACAGGCAGCCAUGGCAGGCCAAGAUCUCUGUCACCAGGCCACAGAAGGGACACGAGAACUGCAUGGGCGCAGUGGUGUCCGAAUACUUCGUGCUCACAGCGGCUCACUGCUUCACCGUGGAGGACCAGAGGCACUCCAUCAAGGUCAACGUGGGAGAGAAGAGGCAGGACCUGGAGGUAGAAGAAGUCCUGUUUCACCCCAAGUACAACAUCAAUGGGAAAAAGGAACAGGGGAUCCUCGAGUUCUACGACUACGACGUGGCUCUGGUCAGGCUCAAGCGGAAGCUGAAGUUCAGCCAGACGCUCAGGCCCAUCUGUCUCCCCUGCACCGAGGGAACGACCCGAGCUCUGCGGCUCUCUCAGACAGCCACCUGCCAGGAGCACAAGGAACAGCUGCUCCCCGCAAAGGAUGUCGAAGCCCUGUUUGUCUCCGAGGAGCAGAAGAGGCUGACCCGGAAGGAGGUCUACAUCAAGAACGGAGAGAAGAAAGCCAGCUGCGAGAGAGACGCACAGCACGCCGCAGGCUACGACAAAGUCAAGGACAUCUAUGAGGUGGUCACCCCCAGGUUCCUGUGCACGGGCGGAGUGGACCCCUAUGCGGACCCCAACACCUGCAAAGGGGACUCUGGCGGCCCACUGAUCAUCCACAAGAGGAGCCGCUUCAUCCAAGUUGGCGUGAUCAGCUGGGGAGUAGUGGAUGUCUGCUAUGACCAGAAGCGGCAACAGCAGGUACCCCCUUACGCCCGGGACUUUCACAUCAAUCUCUUUCAAGUGCUGCCCUGGCUCAAGGAGAAGCUCAGAGAUGAGGACCUGGGUUUCCUAUAAGAUGUUUCCUGCCAGAAAGGGGUUCGGGAUGGAAUUAAAACAGCUGCGAUGAUUACUGUGCUCCAAGAUCUUUUGGGGUGGGAGUGGGGUGCGCACUGGCCAUGUUAUCCCCAGCGGGGCAGCUCUGACAGCCAUUUUUAAAGGCUCAACCCAGACCCCAAGUGCUGAAAAACCAGA